AUGGCGGUCCUAGCUUCAAAGACCCAGUCACAGAAGAUAUUUGAGAAGCUGAGAACGAAGCCAGCGAACAGGAUAUGUUUUGACUGCGGGCAGAAGAACCCGACAUGGACAUCUGUGCCUUUAGGGAUCUAUCUUUGUCUUGACUGCUCCUCGAAUCACCGCAACUUGGGUGUCCACAUUUCAUUUGUGCGUUCCACAAACCUUGACCAAUGGCAAUGGGACCAAUUACGAAUAAUGAAAGUGGGUGGCAACGACUCUGCAACGAAGUUCUUCCAGUCGAAUGGUGGGACUGCUGCCCUGAACAGCAAGGAUCCGAAGACAAAGUACACCUCCAAUGCUGCUACCAAGUAUAAGGAUGAAUUGAAGCGACGGGCAGCACGAGAUGCUACAGAGUAUCCUGAGGAAGUAGUGAUUACGGAUGUCAUGAGCAAUACCCCGUCGGAUGCGUCUACACCUGCUGGCGAAACCGACGACGAUUUCUUUUCUUCCUGGGACAAGCCAUCGAUCAAGCGACCAACCCCACCAAUUUCUCGAACGGCUACGCCACCAGUCGUUGGCCGGACCUCUUCCCCCCUCUUAAACACCGGAAGUUCUAAUGGCAAUGGGAACGGAAUCGCUAGAACGGCCUCGCCUUUGGCAAAUACUGAGGAGAAGCCGGCUGCAAGCAGAAUCACAUCAUCCGCUGCCCUGCGCAAGGGAACCACAACGGGAACUGGACCACGGAAAGCAAACGUAUUGGGAGCCAAGAAGACAAAACUGGGCGCAAAGAAAGUGACGGGGGAUGUUAUUGAUUUCGAUGCUGCGGAACGCAAGGCUAAGGAAGAAGCAGAGAGAAUUGCAAAAUUGGGUUACGAUCCAGAAGCCGAGGAAGCUGGGACGACGAAGCCAGCUGCUAUUUCGAAGACGACAGAUCUACCUAAAAUCGCAUCACCCACACCCGUCAGCCCAGGUAGAGCAGGAUAUGGCUCGUCCCAAGCACGGGAGCGCACUAACAGCGAGCUCGAGAGACUGGGGAUGGGGAUGGGCAGACUUGGGUUCGGGCAAGUUGGAGGGGCUAAACCUGCCACCGCAGCUAAGAAGGCAGGUGGAUUUGGAUCAGUUGGUCCAAUCAAAGCCACACAAGAAGGUCAGAUUAUUAUGAUUACAUCUCCUGAAACAUUGCUUACCAGACUUGUAGAUGAUGACGAGAAAUAUGCACGCCAAAAAUUUGGUGCCCAAAAGGGUAUCUCAUCAGAUGAAUUCUUCAACAAAGGCGCUUUUGAUCCCAACGCUCAAUCCGAAGCCAAGCAACGCCUCCAAGGUUUCGAAGGUGCUUCGUCCAUCUCGUCAAACGCAUAUUUCGGUCGUUCUGAGGAGCUGGAUACGGGAGAUGACUACGGAGAUUUAGAGAGUGCUGCUAAAGACUUUGUUAGGAAGUUUGGAGUUACUGCUGGCGAUGAUCUUGACAAUUUGACUCAAGUCCUUGGAGAGGGUGCUACCAAGCUGCAGGGCGCUAUUAGGAGCUAUCUUAAUAGCUAG
Venustampulla echinocandica is the source of this 1518-nucleotide messenger RNA. RefSeq lists its product as uncharacterized. Gene Ontology annotation, biological process: COPI coating of Golgi vesicle. Gene Ontology annotation, molecular function: GTPase activator activity. The transcript is spliced from 4 exons. Bases 1 to 1518 code for a protein of 505 amino acids. The record is from RefSeq and is a predicted model, not a curated record. NCBI's taxonomy places the organism in Eukaryota, Fungi, Ascomycota, Leotiomycetes, Helotiales, Pleuroascaceae.